Molecule: messenger RNA, 1778 nt
Organism: Drosophila rhopaloa
Lineage: Eukaryota; Metazoa; Arthropoda; Insecta; Diptera; Drosophilidae
Product: protein ovarian tumor locus
Exons: 2
Coding region: 126-1778 (550 amino acids)
Source: RefSeq, a predicted model, not a curated record
AUUUUGCAAGUUUUUUUUUUUGCCUAUUGGCUGCAUUCUUUAAUUUUAAUGUAAGUUUUAAUAAAAAUCUAGUUUUUAUUUGUAUUAAAUGUUUUAUGCAACUUCAAUAGGAAGGUUGACUCAACAUGAUGUCCGGAAUCCUGAAACGAACUGUCUGCCCUGGAAGUAAAGCCGCCCCAGAUCCGAUCGAUCGGUUUCUGGAGCAACACCUGCUCUUCCGGAAGCACGUUGUGAUGGACGCCUCCAGUUUGUUCCGCGUGGUCGCCGAGCAGGUUUACGACACCCAGAUGCUGCACUACGAGGUCCGCAUGGAGUGCGUUCGCUAUAUGUUCCGGAAGAGGCGCAGCUUCCAGCGAUAUAUUAGUGGGGACUAUGACGAGUACCUGUGGCAGCUGGAGAAGACUAAGACCAAGGGCACCUUGCUGGAACUGCGAGUUUUGUGCCACUUGUACCGCCGGAAUGUCGUCAUCCACGAAGCCUACGAUCUGGGAAAGCUGCUCAUCUUCAGAGAGGAUUACCCGGAGACCCUACGUAUUUUCGUGGACCGCCAGGAGCACUUUGACACUGUACUGACUAUGUCGGAUAUUGAGAUCGCUGCCGUUUGCCAGGCCGUAGCCUUUAAGAUGCUCUAUAAGAUGGUCUUUCGCCUGCCGGACGUGAAUCUCGCAGUGGAGUGGAUGCUGUACCCACAGACCUUCAAGUGGGGCACCGACAUGGAGUUUGAUCCUAGGGGCAAUGUCAUCCGUUUGCUCUGCAGCAAUGGAAGAAGCUUUAAGCUGGAUCCCCCCGAGCGCACCCUUUGCGUCUUGAAAAACUACAAGGACUGCCCGUUCCACAAUCGCAAACUGGAGUUGGGCCAGGAGAACUUCCGAUCCAUGCCCGUGUCCUGCAUGCGGCGCAUUCUCGAACAGAAUUGCCUUCCCUUUUGCUACAUGGCAGCCAAAUCAAUGGAUCCCUAUAUGUAUCGCAACGUGGAGCUCAACUGCCUGAAUGCAUAUCGUCGUGAGGCAAAAUCCUUGAAUAUCUAUACGGGUGACUAUAACUUCAGAGUGGGAGCCAAGUGCCUUGUGGAGUUGGAGCCGAACAAGCAUGGCGAGCUGAGCAUUUGCCAUAUCCAGGCCAUCAAUAAGGACAUGUCCGCUUGCGAGGUGUUUGUCGAGGGGCAGGGUAAACUUCUGUCCGUGCCAUUUGAUACCGUACAUCCACUGCCGCCGGAUGAAUUCAAGCCCUGGGACCGUCUGCCCAAGCGGCGAAUCAAUCUGCCACGUCGCGUUAAAAUGAGUUUCAUGAAGCGGCAGUUUCUGCAGCUGGAGAACGCAUCCAAUUCGCAGUAUCGUCGUCAGAAUAAGCAAGGCGAAAACUUCAAAAUGGAAUCUCCGACUAACCACACAAAAUGGGAAACUGUCACAAAUCAAUCUCCACCACUGCCUCCGCCGCCUGUUCAAGAUAUUCAACUGUCAUCAUUGCCUCACCAGAUAUUUGGAAUGGGUCCGCCAAAACCUCGGCUCAUCACUCCGCCAAAACCUCGGUUCAUCACUCCGUCACCAAUGGUUAUUCCCCGUCCGGUUUUCGUACAAGGUCCGCCGCCUAUAUUUAGGCCUCCUGGACUGAUGCAUUAUGAUCGAGCAUUUAUGCAGCCCCGUCAUCUGAUUAUUCGUCCUCCCGGCGCCUUCGUUUUAUUCGCCCCACCAGGGACUCCUCCUCCACCUGGAAUGAUUCCUAUUGUUAUUGGCGAUAUGAUCCAGCCGCAUUAUGUUCCCGACCCGCAUUCUGCAUAA